UCCUAACAGGACAACUACAAAUGGCUACACUUGACCCAUGAGACCAACAGGAGAAAAGGGAAAGCCAGUAUGCUACCCAACAACACAACAAAUGUGAAGCGGAGGUCUAAAGAAUCACAGGUCUUUUAUAAGGUAUGAUUGCUGCUUCAAGGUUACGUUGAGCAAUGGUGUGGCUCUUAUCUCUCUCCUUGGUGCUGGCCACACUGCUUCACUGUUCACCUGGAAACAUUAUCAGGGCCACCUCCACCUCACCGUCAUCCAGCAACUCUGACCAUGUCCCACUCCCUGCAUUCUCUAACUCCCUCAGCACCACCUCCAACAUGGGUACAACAGCCCCGAAGUUUACCACAACACAACAGUCAGGGACAGACAUCCGUCUGCCCGCCAGCGGUAUGCAGGUGCCAGGCAACAGGAUUACCAGUAUGGAGGACUUAGAUGGGGCAUUGGUUGGCACAUCAUAUGGCAGUGAUGAGUCUAUGGAUGAUAGUGGACUUGGGGACACAGCUAUAAUAGAAAGUCAACAAGAGAGACCUGCCAGCCCACUUCUUAUCAAUUCUGCGCCUGGAAAUGAGGAGAAGAAAGCGAAGGAACUUGAAGUGCAUUCCUCCAUCCCUACUUCUCUCUACCCCCCUCCCACGCCCCAAAAACAGACCCAAGACAGCGUCAGCACAGCAGGCCCAGCUGGCUUACAAACGUCAGAGGAUGUGCGUUCACCGGCCAAGAGCCCACUGACCAAGCUUACACUUAGAGCUCCGUCUAAAUUAUCUUUGUCACCCAUAGGGGACGAUGACAGUGGACUCAAUCUGGAACCUGCGUAUUCUAUUGUAGAGAUCUCAAAACAAAUGGAGCCAACUGUCAACUCGACAUCAGAAAGAAACAUUUCUCCAAACCCAUUAACUCAUCACAGCUCCCACCAAUCCCCUAAAGACACAAUUACAGAGGCCACUCUCGAAGAAGACGAAGAAGAAGAAGGGCUUGGAGCACUGGAGGAGAAUGAGGAAGAAGAUGUGGUUGUGUUAAAAUACAUGUUUGUGAUUGACUCAGCGGUUCCCAUACGCAGAGACACUUGGGGAAAACUGUCCCAGUCCUCCACCCUGUCAUCAGCCAAUCCCAAACAAGCACCCAUUGUGACAGGGCAGUUUCAAAGAGAAAAGGAACAAACUCAAUCCCUUCCCGACAUACAAUCGACUGAGUUGCCGGCACAACCAUCACAUGACGUGAAACACAUAAUCCAUCAACAUGAAGAAAACACUAAGGGUCAACUCUGGCCUGCGCCCUCUGUCCUCUACGGUGUGUUUGGUCCCGUAACACAUCAGAACCUGAAUGGAGGCCCCUGUGUGCUGGGUCUUGGCACCUGUGUGCUCCCUACUGGCACCAACGGCACCCUCCUUCUUUGGGAGGACCUGAGCCGCACGCUGGCCUUCGCCUGGGAGCUCCACGUCUAUGGCUCUGCUGGACUCUUCCUGCUUCUGUCCUGUGUGGCUGUGUUGGGAAUGGUUGGGCGGUCUAAUAUUCUCCCCCCCCUCUGUGAUGUCCUAACCCUGGCCAAUAGGCUGUUGCUGCUGACCGGGGCUCUGCGUGCUGUCCUCCUCCUCACUGACCCGUACGGCACACGCCGGAUCCUGUCUCGGCCGGUCCUCACUGCCCUCUAUAAUCUGCCUCUGCUGCUGCUGCUGUGGGCACAGGUUGCCCUGGCGAUGAUUCUGCUGUCCCCAGCAAUGCAGCGCCCUCGUGUGGUGGGAAGUCUGGCAGUCUUACACUGUACCCUGCUGCUGGCAGCCGACCUGCUCUCCCCAACCCUGUCCCAUGCCUUUCCACUGGUUCUACAGAGCCUCUCUCUCUGCUGGGGCCUGACUCUCUGCCUGGGCAUUCUCACUCAGUCACUCUCCCACCUGCAGCCCUUCUCCAAGACCCCUGUACACCAGUGGGGGGCCCCUCAGAGGAUUGAGGAGCGGGCAAGACGCGUGACGGCAGUGUGUGCCCUCCUGGGUGUGCUGUGCUCCGGCCUGCAGAUCUACAGCCUGCUCUGGCUCUAUGGGCUGCUGGGGGACUGGAGGCGCUUUGGCUGGGGCUGGUGGCUGGGGCAGUUCUGGGCACGGGUGCUGGAGCUGUUCUGGGGCUUCUCUAUGCUGGUGCUGGGCUCCUGGGUGUUCUGGACCCCUCGGAGGAGCCGUGCCAGGAGCGACAAUGGCCAAGGGAGGCCAGAGAGAGCAUCGUUUUGGAAAAUCCUGCGGAUAGGGCCUUUCAGGAAUUUUGAGAAAAACUGGGCAGAGCUCAUACCGAAAAACUGGGCGGGGCAGCAUCACUCGGAAGCAGACAGUGGCUCCAUACGUGUCUAUGACAAUCCCCCCACCACACACAGCUUGAGGGACACCAUGUCACCAUCUCAUCACAAGGGUGGAGAACCCACUACCAGCAGCAGCGGUGAUACCCACCUACUGUGGCAGCGGGUGGGUGAGCGCGAGUGCAUCCUCUCCCUCAUAGAGUUUGACAUGCUCCCCCAGUCGCCGAUCAACCUCAGCCGCAGCAUCGACAACGCGCUCCUGCUAGGGGUAGGCAGCCUAUUCACAGCCCCACCUCCUUCCACCUGGACCCACCAAGCUGGUGCUGACACUGACACCUCACUGGCGGACAGUGAGAUCACGCCACCCUCUCUCACCUCUCUCACCUCUCCCACCUCUCCCACCUCUAAUGUUGGCUGUAGGUGGGAGGUGGAGGCUGGCUCCAGGCCUGCAACUUCUGAUCAUUUCAGAGCCAACGAGCAGGCACAGCCUGAGGCAGAGCCAAAAUCGGAGCCACAGCCGCAGCUACAGCUGGACCCACAGCCGCAGCUACAGCCGGACCCACAGCCACAGCUACAGCCGGACCCACAGCCACAGCUACAGCCGGACCCACAGCCGCAGCUACAGCCGGACCCACAGCCGCAGCUACAGCCGGACCCUCAGCCGCAGCUACAGCCGGACCCACAGCCACAGCUACAGCCGGACCCCCAGCCACAGCUACAGCCGGACCCCCAGCCACAGCUACAGCCGGACCCCCAGCCACAGCUACAGCCGGACCCCCAGCCACAGCCACUGGAGGCUUCUGAUAACCAGAUCCUUCAGCCAUCUCCAAACCCUGAGCACCAGGAGAACAUUCCAGACAAUGAUAUAUACAUGUCUAUUGUUCCAAACAAGUUGAAUAAGCCCGGGGUCCCUCAGGAGGAUGACUGGUCCAGUGUGGGCUGCAGUGAUGAUGUUACAGAUCUGUUACAGAGCUGACCGUGAUGUCAUCAUCACCUCAUCCAAAUGCCCAUGUCACUUCAUAUCAGUACGAAAGGACUUGAGUGGUUCCACAGUGAACACUUGGCCAGGGAACAGCACCACUCAUCAGAAGUUUGAUAAAGUCAUAUAUAAGAUAUAAACAUAUUCAGUGUUGUUUAUCAGGUCUCUAUGCUAAAUUCACUUACUGUACUUUAACUCGAUGUUCUCUUAAUAAAUAUUUCAGUUAAAGAAGUCUA
Salmo salar (Atlantic salmon) is the source of this 3499-nucleotide messenger RNA. RefSeq lists its product as uncharacterized. Lineage: Eukaryota; Metazoa; Chordata; Actinopteri; Salmoniformes; Salmonidae. The record is from RefSeq and is a predicted model, not a curated record.